Leishmania mexicana MHOM/GT/2001/U1103 is the source of this 963-nucleotide messenger RNA. RefSeq lists its product as hypothetical. The transcript has a single exon. Gene Ontology annotation, biological process: endoplasmic reticulum to Golgi vesicle-mediated transport. Bases 1 to 963 code for a protein of 320 amino acids. The record is from RefSeq and is a predicted model, not a curated record. Lineage: Eukaryota; Euglenozoa; Kinetoplastea; Trypanosomatida; Trypanosomatidae. Gene Ontology annotation, cellular component: Golgi membrane; endoplasmic reticulum-Golgi intermediate compartment; COPII-coated ER to Golgi transport vesicle.
AUGCAGACUCCGCAUACUCCGACGAUCAACUUCGGCCCCACGGGCGGCAGCGGCAGCCCAAGUGGCGGCACCGCCUUUUUUGGCCGAAGCGACCCGAACGCAAUGAUGUUGCAGAUGGGGCUUAGUUACGGGCAGAACAUUCUCCAAAAACACGUCCAGCAGGGCGAGGCUGGACUAGCUUACUACAUGCCUUUCAUCCGCGCUAUUCGCAACUACUUUGCUGUGGACAACACGUACGUAAAGCGAAAGCUGAUCAUGCUCACAAUACCCUUCCUCACCAAGUAUGUCCGCAAGUCGCCGGCCGGCGGGGAGAGCGAUUUCGGCAGCAGCGGCGGUGGUGCCGGGGAGGCGACCGGAGACCAAGUCUUUGGCGGCACGACCGGUUCCCCAGCCUCAAUGUACCCAGCUGUCUCGCCUUCUACGCUCGUGGGUCACGACGGCGGCAGCAGCACCUUUGCCGCUCCCUCGCUGCCCCUGAACGACGUCUUCGCAUCAGACCUGUACAUCCCUCUGAUGAGUGUGAUCACCUACGUUGUACUCGCCGCUUACAUUCUUGGCGCCAACUCCCCGACAACCUCCGUCACAGCCGCGUCGCUCAUCUCCACCGCGUGGGUGAUCGGCAUUUGGUUUUUCCUCGAGGUUGUUGUGCUAAAGGGUGCCGCGUAUGCGCUCCUUGUCAUGCCGAACCCGCCGCUGCUGGAGCUGCUCGCACUGUGCGGGUACAAGUACGUUCUUCUCUGCCUGGGUGUUCUCGCGUCGCAGUGUCUCCCACCGAGUCGCCUCUACAGCGGUCUUUUCAUGCUGUAUGCGGUACUGGCGCAUAGCUUCUUCACCGUGCGAGUUUUAGGGCUGCAGUACAUGCGUAGCGACGGUCGCGUGUCACCACGGUCUCGCGUGUACACCUAUAUGGCCGCUCUGGCGCAGGUGCCAGGCUGUGUCUGGUUGUUCGUGCGGCUGCUCUAA